Molecule: messenger RNA, 1224 nt
Organism: Humulus lupulus (European hop)
Lineage: Eukaryota; Viridiplantae; Streptophyta; Magnoliopsida; Rosales; Cannabaceae
Exons: 5
Coding region: 37-900 (287 amino acids)
Molecular function (GO): calcium ion binding
Source: RefSeq, a predicted model, not a curated record
AAGAUUAGUUUAUAAAGAAAUAUAUUGAUAGAAUUAAUGGAGGAUCUGCGUCAGACGGCUUUGGCUUACUACACGGCCGCGACUGACGACAUAAAACAUGUCGUAGAUGAGUUUUUCCGUGAGAUGGACCCGAAGGGCAAUGAGUACGUGAAGUUCAAGGAGUUCUCGGCGUAUAUGGAGACGAUGGGGUGCCCUAACAUGAGCUCGGAAGAGUUCUACGACGAGCUUAAGCAGUGCGGAAACGACGAGCUUUAUCAAGACGACAUCAUAACUUUGUUUUACAUAAUCCAAAGUAACAGACCCUUCUGUGGAGGCAAGUGUAAGAAAUUUGUGAAAGGGAUGUACUUCACUUGUUUGAGAUGCUUUGACUUUGACCACUGUGACUAUGAGAUCAACCAAAGUAGUACCAGUACUACUGCUGCUUUCAGUGUUUGCUCUCAGUGUUACGCAGAGGGCCAUUUUGAGCAUCGUCACCAGGAGUUUCUGGAUCCCAUUGUUUUGCUUAACUUGAAGAGAAUGAAAGCUUUGAGCAACAAGCAGAGUACUACUUCGACGGAUGCUGAGGCAGCAAGCGGUUCAACUGUUUCGUCUGAUAAUAAAACCGUUGGGGGAUCUAGAACAAGAUCCAAAAAACCCAAAUAUGAGCGUUCUCCAUCAGAAGUUGAAACGCAUUUCAUGAAACCAUGUCCGACAUCAUCUGAGUCUUCUUCCAAUGAUUCUUCUCACUCCCAUGACGACAAACAAGAGACGACAAGCAAUUACUCUUUAUCUAAAGCAAUUGUACCAGCUGUCAAUCAACAAUCUAAACAAGCUAAGAUGCAGACAGCAAUACAAUUUGGGCAGCUAGUGGCAAGCAUAGGGAGUGCACUGCUCGCAUCCCAGCUUUGUACCAUAAUGUGAUUCUACAUCCGAUAAUGUUUACUUAUCAACUUUUCAAGCAUAAACUCUCGUGACACUAAAAGAGACUUUUAUAUGCUCAAGAUUUGAUAUUCUUCUUGCGGCAGUUUCUUUGAUUUUUCUUCAAUUGUUUUUGGUUUAAAACAAUAGUUCAACCUAUUAAAUUAUCUCUGUAUUAGUCAUUUUGAUAUGAAAAUUCUUUUGUCUAAUUUCCAAGAGUAUCUUUGCAUACUAUUUGGCUAGACAAUGAGUUUUGUUGGCUAGAGGAAAUUCCUCCCCCAAUUUGUACUCCAUAUAUUAUGCAUUCUGAAUAAAAUAAAUUUAUUC